Molecule: messenger RNA, 1656 nt
Organism: Colletotrichum karsti
Lineage: Eukaryota; Fungi; Ascomycota; Sordariomycetes; Glomerellales; Glomerellaceae
Product: cytochrome p450
Exons: 6
Coding region: 1-1656 (551 amino acids)
Molecular function (GO): iron ion binding; heme binding; oxidoreductase activity, acting on paired donors, with incorporation or reduction of molecular oxygen
Source: RefSeq, a predicted model, not a curated record
AUGAUGAGUGUUCUCUACAGCUCCGACUACCAAGGCGUCUUCGUCUAUGGACUUGGGCUUCUUUGCGGCUUCGCCGUUCACUAUGGCCUUUUCAUUCAUGGAGAGUGGCAUGUUCAAGCGCCCCAGAUUGUUCUGGGACACUUUUGGUUUUUCAUCUGUUUCGUCGCGUCGAGCAUCUAUUACAAAGGCACAGCCAUUGGGGAGCUUUCUCAAUCUCUUCUGGUGCUGUACGCUGGCUAUCUUCCUGGUCUCCUAGCCAGUAUUGCUCUGUACAGACUCUUCUUCCAUCGACUGGCUGGCUUCCGUGGUCCGUGGUAUGCCCGCAUCACCAAACUCUGGCACGUAUGGGCAUGCCGGGACUGCAAGAACCAUCUGGUCUUGGAGAAGCUGCACGAGCAAUACGGAGACUUCGUCAGGACAGGACCCAGUGAGAUCACCGUCUUCCACCCAGGGGUCUUCAUGGCUGUGGACGGCCCUCGAUCGGAGUGCAUCAAGGCCGAAUGGUAUGAUAUCCUGCAUCCGGACCGAGCUCUCGUCACAACCCGCGUCAAGCCCAUUCAUGCUGCAAGACGCCGCGAAUGGAACCGUGGAUUUUCGGCUCAAGCCCUUGUCCAGCACGAGUCAAAGAUUCUCAAGUAUAUUGAGCAACUGGACCAAUGCAUUGAAGCCAACGCCAAAGCGAAGAAACCCUCGGAAGUGCGGGACCUCUUCUUCUGGUUCGGUUUCGAUGUCAUGGGAGACUUUGUGUUUAGCAAGUCUUUUGACAUGCUGCAUCAGCAGCAGUGGCACCACAUCAUUGUGCGGUUGCAGCGUGCUCUCUCCCUGCUGGGGCCCUUCAGCCCGACUCCUUGGCUGAUUCAAGUCGGCUUCAAGCUCGCUCCGCGAGUGGGUGUUCUCAAGGACUGGUUCGAUAUGGUCGCUUGGUGCGAACGGCAGAUGCGGACAAGACUAGACGAUGCAUCUCCCAAGCCGUCGGUUCCUGACCUUGCCCACUACCUGAUGGAGCUUGAUGAUGGCCAGACCGAGAUGAAGGAUCGAUUGACGUGGCUCUUCGGAGACAGCCUGCUUGCCAUUGUGGCCGGAAGCGAACCUACCGCCGCCGCCCUGAUUGGCAUCUUCUGCGAGAUGGCAAAACACCCAGAGCACGUUGACAAGAUCUACGAAGAGUUGAAGGACGUUGACGUGACGGACCUCAAAACCCUCACGAGUCUGCCGCACCUCAACGCGGUCAUCAACGAAGGCCUCCGCCUCUACCCGGCCCUGCUCACCGGCGGAGCCCGGAAGACGACGGAAAACGGGGCCAACAUUGGCGGCACCUUCAUUCCGCCCAACACGACCAUCAUUGCGCCUCGGCAUGUCAUAUCCAGAAGAGAGGAUUGCUUCGAACGCCCGAACGAGUUUAUUCCCGAAAGAUGGAGCACUCGACCGGAGAUGGUCCGAAAUGCAUCAGCAUUCGCACCUUUCGGGACAGGUCACCACAGCUGUCUUGGUCGUUUUCUUGCAACGGACUCUAUGAGGUUCGUCGUCGCAAGGCUCGUCAAGAAAUAUCACAUUCGCCUUGCUCCAGGCGAGACGGGCACUCGAGUCUUUGACGAAAUCCGGGAUCAGUUUACAUCCAACCCGGGUCCCUUGUCUCUUUGUUUCGAAUUGAGGUGA